This is a messenger RNA of Babesia microti strain RI, 228 nucleotides long. Its product is annotated as conserved Plasmodium protein, unknown function. The transcript has 2 exons. The record is from RefSeq and is a predicted model, not a curated record. Lineage: Eukaryota; Apicomplexa; Aconoidasida; Piroplasmida; Babesiidae. The coding region runs from base 1 to 228 and encodes 75 amino acids.
AUGAUAGCUGGCAUAUUUGCCCCUAAAUCCCUAUGGAACUUGCUAUCCUUUAAGGCUGAGAUUAGCGAUAACACUGCAACGGGACAACUAAAUACUUAUAGGUGCACAAAAUGCAACUAUACUAUAUAUCCAGCCAAAAACAGGGAUAGUAAAUUUGUUGGACAGAAAUUUACAUGUCCAGGCUGCAAUUCGUCAUUUAGCACCUUUACAACUAUCAGAAAGUAUUAA